Plutella xylostella (diamondback moth) is the source of this 4428-nucleotide messenger RNA. RefSeq names its product liprin-beta 1 (gene Liprin-beta). Lineage: Eukaryota; Metazoa; Arthropoda; Insecta; Lepidoptera; Plutellidae. The record is from RefSeq and is a predicted model, not a curated record. Gene Ontology annotation, cellular component: presynaptic active zone. Gene Ontology annotation, biological process: neuromuscular junction development. Gene Ontology annotation, molecular function: protein binding.
ACACUUGAUUUGAUUUUAUUGGUCGACAAUAGAUUGGCCGGUGACGAGAAUGAAUUGCUUGAAGAAAUCAAAUGGCAGCAUUCUGCUGGAGCCAGUGGAGGCGAGUGCACCGCCCAACUACCCCUUGUACCCCGUGCAGCCGCCCUACAACCCCGAGGUCUGGGAGCGCGGGGGGGAGGCCGCGGGGAGGGGGCGCCGCUCGCUCUACGAGGGAGUGAACUGCGCGCGCGCACACUCGCCGCCGGUGAGCGAUGCAGCAGUACCCGACUGCAUACUGAUUGCACGCAACAACUUUAAUAACAAUUCGUGUGAUUAACGCCUCUACGUUAACAACUCAACAGUGUGGUGUGGUGUGUAACAACUAAAGCCCCGCGUUAUAUCAGUGCAGUGCCGUGCUUAUUUAUAAACCUCCGCAUUUUAUACCUAUUUUGCCCAAUAAAACUCGGAUCAAAGCGGAAGGGAGCCCGGAAUGCAAGACGCCGCGAUCUAUUUCCGGGCGCGGACGUCGGCCCUUCGCGCGUAGGCGCCGCUCACUCGUCACUGGAACAUGCGCGAGCUCAGCCGCGGGGGCUCGCUCGUGGCGGCCACCAUCGCCGCGCUGCACAGCCGCGCCGACCUCGAGCCCAAGAGCCGGCCGCCGCCCGCCCGCCGCCGCCGCGCCGAGCGCCCGCUCUCCACCGCCUCCGAGGCCUCCGAGCGCGACUCCACCUCCGUGCAGUCCAGCGAGGACCCGCCCCCACGACACAGCGGCGACUCGGACAGCCCCGACGAGGCCACGCUCCGCUGCGCCGGCUGGAAGGACGGCGCGCCCUGCGUGCCCGCGCGCGCCGACUCCUCCGACACGGCGUCCUCCUCGUCCUCCAGCGAGGACGACUACGCGCCGGGCGACGACGCGCACUACCGCACGCUGACGCCGAGCCGCCGCCUGGACGGCUCCACGCGCCGCGACGACGACUUCAGGUGGAUGCCGUCGGCCGACGCGGACGAUGGCGGCGAACCCAAGUCGAUGGAGAACCGGACGGAGGAGUACUCGUCGGCGAGCCUAGACAGGCGGCGGCGCCGGACGCCGAGCGACCGCAGCGACCGCGACCGCAAGACGCGCUCGUCGCUGUCGUCGAAGCCUCCGCAGCACCCGGCCAGCGUGCGCGCGUCGCCGCGCCCGCGCCGCCCGCGCGUGGAGGAGACGCCGCCCGACCUGCAGCGCCGCUGGAACUCGUACGAGCACUUCCGCUGGCCGGGCCCGGGGGGGCCGGGGGACGGGGGCUGGUGGCCGCCCGUGUGCUGGUGCCACGCGCCGCCGCCGCCCUGCUGCCCGCACGACCGCUCCUGGACGCACCACACGCCCACACCCACACAUCGGAACAAGAACGAUGCAGAAGACCGCGUGCGUCGGCUGGAGUCGGACAAGGAGAGUCUGCAGCUGCAGGUGCAGGUGUUGUCGGAGCAGGUGUCGGCGCAGAGCGACAAGAUGGCCGACCUGGAGCGGGCGCUGAUGGACACCCGGCAGCGGCUGGAUGACGCCGAGCAGAGGCUGCAGAAGGAGAUGCUACAGCGCUCAUCCCUAGAGACACAGAAGCUGGAGCUGCUAUCGAAGCUCAGUGAGAUGCGGCUGCGCGUGGCCGAGCGAGGCGUUCUGGAGCGCUCCCCGCCGCCGCCAGAUGUCGCCACCCCGCUAGCGAGGCCUGUCGCACCCAGGACACCACCAGCGAACUACGGCCGUCAGAUCGAGCGCAACACCCACAUGUACUCUUCGCUUCCUCGCUCCUCGAUACUGACCCCCGAGGCGCGGCUCGCGUUCGGUAAACAAAACAAUAUGGUGGUGGCGCGCGGCCGCGGACACUCCGUGCCUAACUUAGCGGAGAAAGAAGAGAACAACCGAGGCAGUCCGUCGCCGUCGCUGCGGUCCAUGGCGAGACUCGAACGCGCGCCGCCGCGCCUGUCGCACACGCCGCAACCACAGAUCCCAAGACAAACAACAGACGUGAAACUCUGGGACACCGAAGAAACGUGCGCCUGGUUAGAAAGCAUGGGCCUAGAAGACUAUGUACCGGCCGCGCGCACUUGGCUCAACGCGACGCCCGACGCAAGAGGGGUUAUAGCCGGGGCUAACGCGAGCACAGUCGAGAGGGAACUAGGGAUCAAGCAUCCUAUGCAUACGAAGAAGAUUAUGUUGGCGCUGGCUGAUAUGCAGGGCACCCACAACGACCCGUACCUAACCGCGGCGGGCGCGCUCGACACGGGCUGGGUGGCGCGCUGGCUCGAGGACGUGGGGGUCAGCGGCGCGCGCGGGCCCGCCCUGGCGGCGCGGCUGGACGGCCGCUGUCUGCACCGCCUGGCUCACUCCGAGCUGCACCUGCACCUGCGCCUGCACCUGGCGCUGCCCGCGCUGUCUGUGCGCCGAGGCAUCCAAGUCCUGCGCGACAACUCGUUCCGCCCGGACACUAUGAUCCGUCGCGCGGCCGACAACGGCGAAGACUUAUCACCGUCGCAGAUCGCGCGCUGGUCCUCGCACCGAGUCAUGCAGUGGCUGAAGGAGAUCGACUUGGCCGAGUAUGCGCCUAAUUUGAGAGGGGCCGGCGUGCACGGAGGGCUCUUACUGCUGGAGCACCGGUUCACGGCGGAGCUGCUGGCGGCGCUGCUCAACAUCCCCGCCAACAAGACGCUGCUGCGCCGGCACCUCACACAGAGAUUCAACGACCUAUUAGGUAGAGACGUGAUCCAGCAAAAGCGGAACGCAGAACAAACUCUGGGAUACCAACCGCUCACCGCUACCACCAAAUAUAAGGUACCAAAGAAGAGCCAGUUCUCGCUAAAACGCAAGAAGAGCAAAGACGAGCUCGACCUCAGCGACCUGGUGUGCCCGCUCACAGAAGACUGCUCAGGUGACGCUAACAGCACGCCCACGAUGAAAGUAAAAGUAGCUUCGGGCGUCGCGUCGGCUGUCUCUCCCCCGCGUGACGUCACGGAGCGCGCGCACUAGCGACACCUAGUCGACGGGCGACGUACUACUUGGACGUUAGAGUGAGGUAACAAAUGUUUAUUGGCCCUCGGAUCGAUGGAUCGAUUUGAUGGUAAUAAAAAACUGAUCAUGAAGAUUUUAACUCGGCAAAACUAAUAUUUUGUAUUUCAUUAAAAUGGUAACGGAUAGACCCAUAUUAAUAGUUUACUUUUAUGAAAUCAUUCUUAUGUUCUACACAUUGAACGAUAAUGGAACGAUAUCUAAAUGUAUUAUGAUGAACAGAGUUUUUAAUACCUUGAAUUUGCUUCCAUUUUAAACUAAACCAGCGCACAAUCUUACAAUUUGAAGCUAAACUUAUAAAACGACACUUUUUAUUGGCACGUAAAUACUUUCAGAAGUAACAUAUUAUAUUGAAUAUUGGUGCUAAAUUCACAAUAAUCUUGUGCCGAUGUUUUGACCAUAAUAUAUUAUGUAUUUACUAAUUUUAAAAUUUAUGAAAGUCCAAAAGCAUGUAUCUAGCACCUAAAGUUUUAUUAAAUCGUUAAUCUACAAUUGAAUUGUACAUUAGUUUGUAAUUAUCAAUUUAGUAGGUGGAUGUAAACAUAAGAUUUAUAUUUAUGAAUAAAGUUUAACUGCCAAAAAUCAUGUUAAUCAAUCGAAAGAUUAAGUAGUCGUAGAAACUUAAAUUAUUUAUUUCAUAGAUAGAUAUGAGUAAGUUUAGUUUACGUUUUCUGCGUAAGCGUUAAUUUAUGUUUAAAUAAUUAUACCUACGCAUAAAAGAAUAAUUUCAUUUAUACAAACAUAAUAUACAGAUAAGCCAUAAACAUUCCACUGGAAAUUUUGAACCAAAAUAACAAUGCAGGUCGAAUUUAAGCACGUUUGAAUAUAAUUAUUUUAUGUACGCAAUAGAGAUAAAUAAUGGAAGGUGGUUUUAAAAUAUACCUGCGUAGUCCUAGCUUGUUAGGAAAUUAUGACUGAGUGAUGACAAUAUACUCUGUCUCAUUUCUACCUAGUUAUAACGUUGCGAAAUACUUUCAUAAAUACAAUAGUAACUUUUACCGUUUCAUACUUGUGUAAUUUAUACAGAAAAAUAAGAAAGUACUCAAAGUUUAUUAAUAAAGUUAAAUUUUAGCUCGUAAUAUAUUUUAUAAGCAUUAAUAAUAUUAGUAGGUUCACCUGAUCGCACAAUACAUAAUUUAGGAAUUGUUUGCGUUUGAUAUUAGUUUACAAUACGUUGAUGUCUUGUUCGUAUUAAUUUUAUAAAGUUUAGUGAAUUUCAAUCCCGUUCCUAAAACGUGCCAAGUUUUAUAACAAAAUUGUACUUACUUAUUGUAGUGUUCAGCGGCUGCCAACCCUGUCUUCCAUAGCUUUAUACGAACAACCCUCGAGUAUCAAUAAUAUCAUUGUAAUUUACAACGUAACGUUAAUCGAUUUUAAUAACAGUUAAUAAAAAUAAACGAGAGAGACAA